AAAGAGGGAGGAGUGUUCUCUGGAGACAUAAAUGCAGAGAUCAAACUCGUGUGAGGCUUAUUUUCUGAGUCUCCUAAACUCAACACACUCAGUGACCAUGAAGCUGGCCGUCCUGCUCUGUGUAUCUCUUCUCCUUUGCUUGUCUGCUUUCACAGCAGCGGAUGAGGCUUAUGAGCCUAACUGUGCUCAGUAUGCAAAUUCAAUAUGCACCCGUGAAUUAGAGCCAGUGUGUGGUGACAAUGGCCAAACAUACCCAACUGAGUGUAUUCUCUGUCAGAAAAACACCAUCAACAACCAGCAGGUCAAGGUGGCGUAUAAGGGAGAAUGUACCCCUGUGUGAGCCUAUCACUCAUCGGAGCCGCAUCAUAUAAAAUGGCUGUGCUACGAUGUCAAAAAUCUUUAACUAUACUCAUGGAAUCUAUUACCGUCAAGUCUUUUGACAAUAGACAUAAAAUUUGUGAUUUCAAGUUAUCAUCAAAUUAAAGCCAAGCAUAUUAUUUCUUGUUUUUUUGUCCUGUUGUAUAAAUCAAAAGAAAUUCAGAAACGUUGAGAGUUAAUAUAUAAUGUGUAGAGCCUGCAUGUAGAAUAAAGACGUUUUGGGUUGUGAA
This is a messenger RNA of Colossoma macropomum (tambaqui), 608 nucleotides long. Its product is annotated as trypsin inhibitor ClTI-1-like. The transcript has 4 exons. The coding region runs from base 32 to 340 and encodes 102 amino acids. Gene Ontology annotation, molecular function: protein binding. The record is from RefSeq and is a predicted model, not a curated record. NCBI's taxonomy places the organism in Eukaryota, Metazoa, Chordata, Actinopteri, Characiformes, Serrasalmidae.